AACCGACCAAGCCGAACUCGCUCGCCCUCCGCUCCGUCUCCGUUCCUAGCGAAAGCAGCGGCGCUUUUCUUUCAUUUCGUCUUCUUCGUUCAUCUUUGUUCGCAGCUCUGUUAAGAGGGGAUCUUUCCAGGGCCAUGGAAGCGACUCGUCUCAGCUCCUUUUCACCUUUCAUUCCAUAAGCACCUAGAUUGAUGUCACGACGCCAGCCAUGUCCAAGGAUCGUGGCUGGAUUUCAUCAGGCUAGAUGUGCAUGGAUGCGUUAACUACAAGAGCACGGAGCCCCUUCCUCUUGUUAAAACGCUUCGUAACGGCCGUUGCCUGCAGUUUUGAGCCCUCUCUUCCUCAAUCAAAUUCGCUUUUCCUGCCACAUCCUGAAGAGCAUUCAGUUAGCCGCUUUGCAUUGCUGCUGCAAUCUUGCUCUGGCCCCUCUGACCUCCAGCUGGGCCGAAAACUCCAUGCUCAAGUCAUCACCUAUGGGCUUAAAUCCAAUGCCCUCAUUUGCUCAAAGCUCUUGGGAAUGUAUGUUCUCUGCGGCAGCUUCAUUGAUGCCACGAGCAUGUUUUAUCGGAUGGAAAUUCAACAUUCUUUGCCCUGGAAUUGGAUGAUCAGAGGAUGGACUAUGUCUGGUCAGUUCAAAUUUGCCCUGUUGUUUUACUUCAAGAUGUUGGGUCUUGGUAUCUGCCCUGACAAAUACACUUUCCCCUACGUGGUCAAAUCUUGCAGUGGAUUGGGGAGUGCUGUUAUGGGUAGAUUGGUCCAUCAAAUGAUUCGGAUGAUGGGUCUUGAAGGUGACAUGUUUGUGGGCAGUUCCUUGAUCAAGUUAUAUGCUGAGAAUGCGUGUAUUGAUGAUGCCCGACUAUUAUUUGAUAUAAUGCCAAAUAGAGACUGUGUCCUGUGGAACGUGAUGAUAUAUGGUUAUUUGAAAAAUGAAGAUUAUAUUAAUGCCAUUGAGGUGUUUUUAGAGAUGAGGAAGAGUGGGACGAAACCCAAUUCAGUGACAUUUGUGAGCACUCUAUCAGUUUGUGCAACGGAAGGAAUUAUUAGGUUGGGGACUCAACUCCAUGGGCUCAGUGUAAUUUUCGGCUUUGAGACAGACCCGCCUGUAGCCAACACUUUGGUGUCUGUCUACUCAAAAUGCAAGCACUUCAUCGAUGCUCGUAGGGUAUUUGAGACCAUGCCACGAACUGAUGUGGUCCUGUGGAAUGCAAUCAUUUCUGGGUAUGUGCAGAAUGGAAUGAUGGAACAGGCCCUUGAUUUGUUCAAUGAGAUGAUUGACCUUGGCAUCAAACCUGACUCAGUGACCUUCUCUAGCCUUCUCCCUUCUAUUGCUGAAUCAACAAUUCUAGAGCUUGGUAAGGAAGCUCAUGGAUAUAUUGUACGGCACGGAGUUCCUUUGGAUGUGUUCUUGAAGAGUGCACUUAUUGACCUUUACUUCAAGUGCAAGGAUGUGAAAAUGGCAAAGAGGACAUUUGAACAAACGAGCUUAACCGAUAUUGUCAUCUACACGGGAAUGAUUUCGGGAUAUGUGCUCAAUGGCAUGAACAUGGAUGCUGUUGAGACUUUUAGGAAGUUAAUGGAUGAGGGAAAACGUCCAAAUUCGCUUACUUUGGCCAGUCUUUUGCCUGCAUGUGCGGGUUUGGCCUCUCCGAGACUAGGGAAGGAAGUGCAUGGCUUUGCCCUCAAGAAUGGAAUCGAAUCUCGAUGUUACGUGGGAAGUGCGAUUUUGGAUAUGUAUGCGAAAUGUGGAAGGGUGAAUCUUGCUCAUAAUGUCUUUAAGAACAUGUCCCAACGGGACUCUGUUUGCUGGAAUUCAAUGAUAACAGGCUAUUCCCAGAAUGGGAAACCUCAGGAAGCCAUCCAUCUUUUUCGACAAAUGGGAGCUGCUCAAGGAAUUAAGUAUGACUGUGUCAGUGUAACAUCUGCCCUCUCCGCCUGUGCUAGCUUACCUGCACUGUAUUAUGGGAAGGAGAUCCAUGGCUACAUGAUCAAGCAGCCGUCCUGCUCAGAUAUUUUUGGCAAGAGCACCUUGAUAGACAUGUAUGCAAAAUGCGGAAAUUUGGAACUUGCACGUCGUGUGUUUGACCAAGCAGAAGAGAAGAAUGAGGUUUCCUGGAACAGUAUUAUUGCAGCCUAUGGGAUGCACGGUCUCCUCAGCGAAUGUCUCUCUCUCUUCCAUAAAAUGUUGGAAAACUAUAUUCGGCCCGAUUAUGUGACAUUUCUUACAAUAAUAUCAGCUUGUGGUCAUGUGGGUGAGAUCGACCAAGGGAUUCGUUACUUUCAUUUGAUGAGGGACAAAUACAGGAUUCUGCCCAGGAUGGAGCAUUAUGGGUGCAUGGUGGACCUGUUUGGGCGUGCCGGUCGUUUGAAAGAAGCCUUUGAGACCAUAAAGAGCAUGCCCUUUCCCCCAGAUGCGGGCGUGUGGGGGACCCUCUUGGGAGCUUGUAGGGUUCACGGCAACGUGGAUCUCGCUGAGAUAGCUUCAAGCCAUCUCUUCGACUUAGACCCGGAAAAUUCUGGCUAUUACACACUGCUAUCAAAUGUACAUGCUGAUGCAGGCCAAUGGAUUGGGGUUCAUAGAGUACGACACUUGAUGAAGGAAAGAGGACUUCAAAAGAUACCCGGGCGUAGUUGGGUAGAGAUUGACAACGUUACUCACAUUUUUGUUGCUGCAGAUUGGACUCACCCGCAGUCAGGAGAAAUAUAUUUCGCAUUGGAUAUUCUUCUGCAAGAGCUCAGGAGAGAAGGCUAUGCACCUCAACUUUGUCAUCUAAGGAAUCCACAAGCUGAGGAGAUCAUUUGAGCAGAACAUGUUUGAGUUUUGAUGGGUCCAAUUGCCUGGGAAAGACAAGUGAUAUCAACUUCGAAACUUCAGAGUAAAUUGCACGAGACUUUUUAAGUGGUAAUGAAGACCUUGAACAAUGAACUUCACUUUUUCCCCAAAGAUUGUCAUUGAGAGGAAUUUUUUUCAAGGCAAGAUGAUGACACAAUUGGCCUAUAAUUCUCAAGCAAAAUUAAAUUGUAUUCUUGAAUUUGUUGAGUUGGAGGGAAAAUGCAUUGGUAAUGUAUAUUUGAGUAUGAGUUGCCAAUUUACAUAUCUGUCAUUCCAUUUAGAGCAGUUUUGACUAUACAUUUUUUCUGCCAUAUGAUUAGUCUUUUUUGGAACUAGUUCAUUUAAAGUGGGUGGAUUUGGGCAAGGGAAUGCAAGGAAACAUUGGGGUUGUAGUGAAACAGGACAAGGGAUGUCGGAGACUUCUUAAAAUAACCUCAAUUCUAGGGACUAAAACUAAAAUAGUAAGAAUCACCUUUCAAUUGUUUAUUAUAGAUGAUACAAAGAAACGGAAUGGUAAUGGCAAAUAUAUAUUAAAACAAGCAUACUUUCGACUUUUAAGUCAUUGAAAAACCUGUAAUCAUCAGCCGAGUCCAUGCCAUAUUAACUUUUUAAAAUAUGUAAGAUUUUCCUAAUUCUGGUUGUAUAUACGAACCAGCUGAUUCGUCCUGGUUUUGCGGUGAACCAUCCAGUCAGUACUGUCCUACCAGUUCUGCAUAUGGGUUCGCAUUCAAGACUCAUACUGGAGGCAAGGCUGGUAACCUCCAGUCAAACUGAUUACUCCAGCCCAGUUCUAUCAACUAUGAUGUUCUCUGUGUUCUUUUUCCGUUAUUGGUGAAGCUGUGGAAGUCUUGGACGGCCAUGACAAGAUUAGUUACAGCCUACAGAUGGAUCUCUCUAGGAACAAUACUACAGGCUGUGAUAUUUUCAUACUUCCACACUCAAGCUAUGCAGCCAGUAACUGCCAGUAAGGGUGCUCUUUCUCUAGUAAACGAGAAAUUUGGAGAGAGGAAAAAAGGAAACCUUGAGCAAAAAUCACUAGUGCAGUGGCUUAUACUUGAUUAUCAAAAUAACUCUUUCUUCCACCAUUUUGUGAAGAUUGGGAAUGCUCAGAAGUCUAAAUACCAUUAGAGUUCUUUUGAAUGAGAGGGUGAAACUCGAGGAUGUUGGUGCUAUCAAAGAAGCAGCAGCACAAUUUUAUAAGACAUUUCUGGGAAGUGCUGAUCCAUGUGUUCUUUGGGAUGUUGAUCUUAAUGGCGUUCUGCUGCAAAGGUUGUCCGAAACUCAGAGGGCUGAGCUGGAUCUGAUGUCACAUUUAAAUAGAUCAAGUUGGUAUUAUUUUCUAGGUCUGGUAAUAGAUCACCAAGCUGUGAUGGUUUCACAGUUCAGUUCUUUAAGGUAUUAUGCUUACUACUGGGCAAUCUGUUGUUUGAUGGAAUUAAACUUUUUUUUUAUUUUUAUUUUUUUCACGGGAGGCUUCUCAGGUAGAUGGACUCCGCCAUUUGCACUCUUGUUCCUGGAAACAAAUUGCUAAUAUUAUGGACUUCAGGCCUAUCUCUUGUUGUAAUAUUCGUAUAAAUGCAUCAGAAGAUUCUUGCUAAUAGGAAGAAAGCUGUAUCGCCUAGUUUUAUCAGCUGGAAUCAAAGUGCUUUAUUUCUAUGGCCGGAAAGGAGUCGGAGGGGGAGAUACUUUAUCACCGUACUUAUUUCUUUUGGUAAUGGUGUGCUUUCUCGACUGUUAAAUGCUGCGGCUGUUAGGGAAAAUCUGAAAUACAAGCCAAGGGGCAAAACGGUUCAGCUGACUCAUUUAUGCUUCGGAGAUGACCUUUUCAUUUUUGCUGAUGGUUGCAUGCAUCCUAUCUCAGCAAUUAUGGCGAUUCUGGGAGAAUUUUGUCAGCUGUCUGCUCUGAAAUUCAAUCCAGUGAAGAUUAAGAACUUUUGUGUUGGAAUCUUGGAGGCUAAGGUGCAGGAUAUUUUCAAUGCGUCUCAAUUUAAAGAGUUAUCUCUCUAUAAAGUAUUUGGGGUUCCCUCUUGUAUCUGGCAAACUUUCUUCUUAUGAGCGUGAAAUUCUGAUGGACAGAGUAACUGCUAGAAUAAGGAAUUGGUCGGUUAAGUAUCUUUCUUAUCCUGGUAGACUUCACUUUCUGGAUUCUAUUUUCUUUAGUAUGACACAUUAUUGAUGGUCCAGUUACAUACUUCCCGAGAAUGUUAUCAGACGAAGUCCAACAGAAAUGCAGGUCUUUCCAAUGGAAGGGGAGGAGUUCCAAGUCUAAAGGCAGAAAAGUGGGUUGAGCUGAUUUUUAUAUGCCUAACAAAGAAAAUGAUCUGGGUGUCAAGGACUUGAUCCUAUUUGGAAUAUGGUUGCUGUAAAGAAACCUUUGCAGCUCAAAAGAAAGUCUCUUUGGUCUGUAUUGUCUCCAAGUAACGGUUCAUGGUCUUGGAGGAAACUUUUGCAGCUCAGGGAGAUCUUCAAGCCAUAUAUCACCUUCAAGAUGGGGGAACAGGAGCAAUAUAUCUUGUUGGCCUCUCUUAGACUAGGGAAGGUAGUGCACUGCUUUGCUUUCAAAAAUGGGAUCGAGGGCCGGAGUUACAUGGGAAGUGUGAUGCUGGACAUGUAUGUGAAAUUCGAAAGGGUGAAUCUUGCUCAUAAUGUUUUUACAAAUAUGUCCCUCAGGGACACUGUUUGCUGGAAUUCAAUGAUAACAGGCUACUCGCAGAAUAGGAAACCUGAGGAAGCCAUCAAUCUUUUUCCAGCAGAUGGGAGUUGAUGAAGGAAUUAAGUAUGAUUGUGUAUGUAACAUCUGCCGUCUCCGCUUGUGCAAGCUUACCUGCUCUCUAUUAUGGGAAGGAGAGCCAGGGGCUACAUGAUCAAACACCCCCACUGCUCAGAUAUUUUUGGCAGGAGUACCCUGAUGUUUUGGAAAUUUGAAACUCACAUGUCACGUGGCUUUAAGUUGAUACUAAUAGCUAAAAAAAAAAAAUUUACUAACCAAUUUAUCAGGCAAGCAUAAAUCUUCUCUGGUAACCGUGGGGUCUUAUCAGUUGAAGUUUGGGAAUGAUAGGAUUAUUCAGAAGCCUUUAAAAGUCUUGCUUGUUACAAUAUUUUUUGGAAACAUGUAUAUAUAUAUUUUUUCCAUAUAUAUAUAUAUAUGUAUUGCUUCUUCUCAGUUCCCUAAAUUGCAUUCUUGCAACUUCUUAUCCUAGGUGAUAGCUACAUUGAGAAAAACUAACAUUCAUGAAAUUUUUUACAUUCUCACUCUUCACCGAUUCUGGUAAAAAAAAUUGAACUUCCAAGGCCGCCAUUUAGCUUAAUCCUUGCUUCUUAAUUUUCUUCUUGUUUGUUUUCAGUACGAAUCAAGGCAUCUUUGCAAUUUUCAUGUAUUGCUGGAUUGUUAUUUUUGAUGCUUCAUUGAUUGUUUCGCUACUUGUUCUUGUGAGUUUGGUACAAUUUUUGUUAAGGUUGGACACAGCCAUCUCGGGAUCUCGGGAUCAGCAAAGCAGGAAAGCAGUGAAGGUGGCAGGCUUUUCAAGUUGAUGGCCCGAAUACUUCUCCUAAAGGUGGCAAAAUGGAGAAAUCAGUAACUUCCAGUACCUGAUGCAUCCGAACACCUUAACGGGGCGGGGAUACAGUGAUCUUACGCAAUAUCCAUUACUUCCCUGGGUGUCUUGCUGAUAAUGAGAGUGAAAACUUGGAUUUGUCCGACCCAAUGAAUUCUGUAGGCUUGACAAGCCAAUGGGUUGCUAAUCACCAGAAGGAGAAGAAGAGUUUAGGGAAAGAUACGAGAGCUGGGAUGAUCCUGAAAUUCCUAAAUUUCAUUAUGGUUCUCAGUAUUCAAGUGCUGGGAUUGUUCUUUUUCACGUGCUUCAUCUUCCACCAUUCUGUGCAGAGAGUUAGAAGCUACAAGGUUGUCAAUUUGACCAUGCUGAUCGUAUCUUUAACAGUAUAAAAGAUACUUGGUUAAGUGCAGCUGGGAAGGGUAACACGUCUGAUGUGAAGGAACUUAUCCUGGAAUUCUUUUACAUGCCUGAGUUCCUAGAAAACCGCUUGGGAGUGAAACAAUCUGGAGAAAAGGUUUGUGUAAUUUCUCUGAACAUUUGAUUGACUUAUCCUUGGCAGACUACAUCAUUCUGCUGUUUGCUUAAAAGCAUCAUGUUUAACUAAUCCCAUUCUUGUUGAUGGAUUUUCAUGUGAAUGAGGUAUUCCUGCCUCCAUGGGCCAAAGGAAGUGUGAGGGAGUUCAUUAGAAAGCACCGAGAAACACUUGAAUCCGAUUAUGCUUCAGAAAAUCUUCACCACUGGAUAGACCUUAUCUUUGGGUACAAGCAGAGAGGAAAGGUGUGCAUCCACAAUCUCUACUUUUCAGAUGUAGUGCUAGAUUUGAGAUCAGUUGCCUUGUUGAUAUUGUAGUAACGUUUGCGUUAGGAAUAUUUAUGACGGUAUUGUUUUGUUUCCUCAUUAUGCUGCUGAGGAAGCUGUGAAGGUGUUCUACCAUUACACCUACGAGGGAAGUGUGACAUUGACUCGGUCACUGACCCUGCGAUGAAAGCCUCCAUCCUUGCCCAGAUCAAUCACUUUGGGCAGACUCCUAAGCAACUCUUCUAGAGUUGACCGGGAGCUCCUCCCGCACCCACUUAAGAACUCUGCACAUUUCAUCCCUGGUGAAGUCCCCAAGAUCUCGUCUCCAAUCACCCAGAUUGUCAGCUCCCAUGACAAGAUCCUUGUUGCAGGAGGAAACACAUUACUCAAACAGAUGACUUACACAAAGUACGUAGCAUGGGGAUUCCCGGACUGGAGCCUGUGGUUCAUGAGCUAUGACCAGGAUCGUCUCCUCUCAAUCCAUGAGAACAUCCAUGGAGGGAAGCAAAUUCAGUGUGCCAGUGAUCUCCUCGAUGGGCAAAUCCUUGUCACUGGGGCUGAUGACGGUCUAGUCUGUGCCUGGAGAAUUAGGAAGGAAGGCCCUCACCUAACCCGGCAAUUGGAACUGGAGAAGUCCCUAUGCACCCACAAAGGGAAGGUGACGUGCUUCCAUGUGAGCCAGCCUACAUGCUGAUUGCUAGCGGGCUGCAUGACUGCACUGUGAUCCUUUGGGAUCCCAGCACACUGAGUUUUGUCCGGCAGUUGCCAGAGUUCCCAUCCCCUGUCUCAGCAAUCUAUGUAAAUGACCUCACAGGGUAGAUUCUCACUGCAGCUGGAGUUCCCCUCGCUGUUUGGAGCAUCAAUGGAGACUGUCUAGCAGCAGUCAACACUUCGCAGCUACCGUCCAAUUAUAUCCUCUCGGUGACGAGCUGUACAUUCUCUGAUUGGCAGGACACAAACUGGUACAUGACAGGGUACCAAAGUGGGGCUGUUAAGGUCUGGCAGAUGAUCCAUUGCUCUGAUGUUGAGAUUGAGCUGCAUGGGAAGAGCUCGAGCAGUUACAGAGCUGGUGUCAUAUCUUUUGGGGAUCGUGCACCUGAAUACAGUUUAGUCCUGCGUAGGGUCCUCAAGCACCAUAAGCAUUCCGUGACUGCUCUCUAUCUCACAAACGAUCUGAAGGAGCUGCUAAGUGGGGAUUCGGGCGGCUGUCAUGUGAGAGAAGCGACUUUUGAGUUUUGAUCGUUUUGGUAGUGGCAGAUCUUCAUUUUCCUUGCCGCUACUCAGCUCGGGUUCCUGAAAGACUGCCUUAGUCCCAUAGAAAGAGGGGAAAAGGGGAAGUAAGUCAAAAACGGCGUGGGGUGGUUACAGGAGAACAGGAUCUGGAAGGGCAGAAAUUGCUUGAUGCUCUGGAGCUUCUCUUGAAGUUCGACUUAGAACUGACAUAGCUGGGCUACGCUAGCAGAGAAGGAUCCGUCAGACAUUCGACUGCAUCCACAAGAAAGACAAUCGUCAAAAUGGUGGUUUUAUUAUUAAGCAAGGAAGUGCAGGGAUGUUUCCGGUUUUUAACAGGCGAACAUCCGCCGAGAAUGUUUUAUGGGAUUUUAUUUUGUUGGUUCUUAAUUUCUAGUGUAAAUGGGGAGAUAGGUUUCUUUUUUUCUUUUUUCUUUUUCUUUUCCUCUCCCCCCUCCACCCACUCCGGUCGGCGUAAUGUUGUAUAAGAGAAAGGUGGCGUAUCAAAUGCAGAAGACUAUUCUUGAUUA
Messenger RNA from Punica granatum (pomegranate), 8942 nucleotides. The record is from RefSeq and is a predicted model, not a curated record. Lineage: Eukaryota; Viridiplantae; Streptophyta; Magnoliopsida; Myrtales; Lythraceae.